ACGAACGGCGGUGUGAGGGGCUGGGAGCGCGCGGCGAUGCGGCCGCGUCAGGAGGCCGCCGGGGGCCGUGACUGGCGAGCCCAGGCAGCGGGACAGAGAAGAGUCGCCGCCGCCGCUGAGCAGGAGGAGGGGGAGGAGGAGGUGUGGGGGCGGCCGCUGCGACGAGGCGCAGCUGCGGCCGCGGAGCAGCGCUUCGGUAGGCUGAAGGCGGCGGAAGCCGACAGCUCUGGCGACAGUGACGACAGCGGGAGCCCACCGAGGGCUCAAGGGGCGGGUAGAGGCGAGGAGGAGGAGGAUGAUGGCGGGACAGAUCCAUAUCCCAUGUCUUUCGAGGAACUACUACAGGCACAGAGCAAUAUGAGAACAAGAGUGUGCAAGCAGGUGACUAGUGGGAAGAAAACUGCAAAGCCUACCAAAGUUACAGUGAAGCAGCAACAAGGCAAAAAGGGGCCACUGGAGAUGUCUGCCAAGAAGCCUGUACCUUUUCUGCGACAAGUUGUCUCUGUUAGAAAGAAGGUCCACAGAGACCCUCGAUUUGACGACCUGUCUGGAGAGUAUAAGCCUGAAAUAUUUAUGAAGACUUACAGCUUCCUGGACAACAUCAAAAAGCAGGAGAAGGAGAUGGUUCAGAAACAGCUGAAAAAAUGUCGGAAUGUGGAGCAGAAGGAGAAACUCCGGCAGCUCCUGAACCGCAUGACACAGCAAGAGCAGGCACAGAAAAACCAGCAGAAACUGAGGGAGAGGGAGCUGGCUUUGAAGAGGCAACAGAGGGAAUUGGCCAAGCAGGGAAAGAAGCCUUUUUUCCUAAAGAAAUCUGAGAAGCGGAAGUUGGAGCUUGCCGAGAAGUACACAGAGCUGAAGAGGAGUGGGAAGCUGGAAAACUUCCUCAGCAAGAAGAGGAAGAGGAAUGCCAUCAAAGACAAACGCCGCCUACCCUCACAGAAUAGCCUGUGACUGCUGGACAGAUGUGCUGCUGUCUGGCACUGUGCCUCGCUCUGCUUUGCCCUGGCCAGGCCUGGAAGAUGGCCGGCUGUCUGGUGUCCCAGAACACGCCUUUUGCUGGAUGUUGAUGCUGUGGGGCAGCAGAGCACAGGCUGAACUGAAGGAAACGGUGCUUUUUGUAGCUGAAAUGUCCUCACUUGUGGUUUAUACCGUGCCUGGGUGGUGAGAAGCCUGUCGUGCAGAUGCACAUGGUGUUGACAGCUGCCUCAUCCCUUCUUCUAGCUAGGAAAGCUGCAUUGCUGCCUCCGCUCUAGGUCUUACCAGACACCAGCUGAGGUGGGAAAGGACUUCUGGCCUGCUCAGGGCAAGCUCCGACUACAGACCAGGGCUGCUUCACUUGGGUUUGGGAAUGUCCAAGGACAGAUGCUACCUCCUCUCCUGGCCUCUGCUCCACUGUUUGAAGUUUCUCAACAUUAAACUUUUUUUAUCCUCUCUUCCAGGAAACCUGCCUGGUUUUAGUCUUGUUUGCAGUGAAAUGCCUGGCUCUUGGCUUCUCAGUAGCCUUGUCACAGGCCUGGAGGAUGGGUGGAAGGGAAAAGGGGUGCUGCUAGGUCUUCCUCAGAAUGAAUGAACCCCAUUCCCUCAGCCUUUUCUCGCCCCUCACAGCUUUCAUAUGCUCACCUGGAGGAUCCUGAGGGCCCAGCCCACACACACAGGACAUGUCUGUCAUGUGGCAGGGAGAGGAUCACACCUCCCAGCAUGACCCCAGUGACACAGCCCCUGGCCAGAGCACAUUGCUGCCUGGCUUCCCCCUGGCAGGGCUGCCUGUCUUCUUGACUUCUCCAGGUGGUCUCCACGGGGCUACUAAUGCUUCUAAGAAGGAAACUGGUUCUGCAUGAAAUAAAAUA
Messenger RNA from Colius striatus (speckled mousebird), 1850 nucleotides. RefSeq names its product ribosomal RNA processing 36 (gene RRP36). NCBI's taxonomy places the organism in Eukaryota, Metazoa, Chordata, Aves, Coliiformes, Coliidae. Gene Ontology annotation, biological process: maturation of SSU-rRNA from tricistronic rRNA transcript (SSU-rRNA, 5.8S rRNA, LSU-rRNA). Gene Ontology annotation, cellular component: 90S preribosome; nucleolus. The transcript has 7 exons. Bases 37 to 954 code for a protein of 305 amino acids. The record is from RefSeq and is a predicted model, not a curated record.